Molecule: messenger RNA, 1623 nt
Organism: Armigeres subalbatus
Lineage: Eukaryota; Metazoa; Arthropoda; Insecta; Diptera; Culicidae
Exons: 4
Coding region: 370-1596 (408 amino acids)
Source: RefSeq, a predicted model, not a curated record
GUGAAAAUGUAAGCUAUGAACUAUUAGUAUAUCUAGAAUUUACCACAGAUUUCGCAAACAAAGAAAGAGUGCAAAGAGAAUUCUAGCUUGGAAAAUGGCUAUUGGCUAGACUGGGCGGUUUGUGGAAUAUUCGAACAUGCGAUGGAAGUCGAUGAUGCGCCCGUUAUGAAUUUGUUUUGGUCAGUUACAUCCUUGUGGUUAGUAGUACGUUGUUUCUCGUUCGACGCGGUUACGAAAACUGUGUUUCAAUGGUUCGAUGUUAAUUCGUAGUUACUUGUGGAUUUCGCCGGUUCCAUUAUCCAAGACAAAUCUAGUAGCAGUGGAGUGCUUCCCCAAUGUCAGAAUCCAGGGACUUUAAACUGCAAAAAUAUGAUGAGUUUUGUGGAUAACUUUUUGAUUUUCCUACACAAUCUGAACUUGUUCUACGGUAAAAUUAUGGAUAAUGCCAAUAGAUCUCUUCGUGAGAUAAGAACAACAACUCAUGAGUGGAUGCAACGCUUCAUUGGGAAGAUCGCCCCCACAACUCGUCGCACCAAAUCCUUCGACGAUAACGCCUGGAAAUUGCAACGUGACGACGAAUCGCUAAAUCUCUCCUCGAACUUUUCCGCCGUGUCCUCGGUAGCACUUUCUUCGGCCCGUCACGAUCGCCACCACACAAACACCGAUCCUGACCCCGCCUCAAGCCUCGGUGGAAACUCGGCGGUUAGCUGUGGCGGGGGAUUGGAAGACAUUCUAGUGAUCGAAAGUGGCGAAAGUGAUUCGCACCAUCAACCGUAUUCCAACUGUGGUACGUUGAGCCGCGGGGAGAUUCGAAAAAGCCGGUCCAAGAUGAAGAGCUACUUGAAAAGGUGCAAGGAAGCCCUAAUCGGAAGCCAACCGAGCACCGAGGACACAUGUCCAAUCACACAUCACGAAGCGGUUGUUCAACACCAGCGAGAGCAGCAGCAACAGCAGACGUCGACAACAAUCCAGAUCCCCACGGCCAACUGGUAUCUGGACGAUCAACUGUGUGAGAUCCGACCGGAAGAUAACCGAGAACCAUACUCGAUGUUUGCCUCUGCCAGGCUCAAGGAACAUCAGCUAGAAAAUGAGGAGCAUAGGCAGCAACUGCCACAUCGAUUGCAAUUGGGUCAUGAGAAUGGAACAACGCCAACCGAACACAGCAGUAUGGUCCACGAGUUUCAGGAUGAUGAUCCAUUAGAUUCCGUGAAUGAAAGUGGCGCCGCUGGCGGUCCCGUUGCGCAGGGAUCAGAGGCUCGACCCCUCAUACUGCCAUCGCCGCCACCAUCCGCCAUGCUGGGCAACAACAGUUUAUCAUCGAACGGUAUUGAGAAGCUGAUAGACCAGCACUUUGGGCCACUGUAUCCCGAUUACGCGGACCACACACGGCCGGUGCUGGUCCGACAGGCGAGGGAUCUGCUGGUGUGCACCUUCCACGGCGACCUGGAACGGUUCGAGGCCGGUUUCCUCCGUCCGGCGGCAACGAUCGUCGGUGAACUGAGGAGCAGCUAUCUUCAGGGACAGGUAAGCGAGCGUUGGCUGCACUCGGCGAUGUUUGCUGGAGAAUAUGUUUGGUCUACUGAGGCGGUAGGUUGACGCGACAGAAUGAAUACGAGCUUGUCC